AGCCCCCGCCCCCAAAACGCGCUAAAGGUGCGGAGGAGACGGCUUCUGCGCGGUAUAAUGGAACCGAGCCCAAGCCGUUAAACGGUUUAGAGAGAGAGAGACAGACACACACACACACACACACACACAGCUGCUGUGAGGGGAGGCCAACAGUUCGGGGAGGUUAACGGCGAAAUGGCGCAAACGGGUAGGAUCUGAACUUUAGGGUGGGGGGACGGCGGGGGGCCAGAGGGGGGGAUCCUCUGUGAGGUUUAUCGUGCAGCCCAGCAAUCGGACCGGCGUGACGAGGAACGGGAUCCCCGGUUUGCAUCGGUGCGUCAACGAGGUGGCCCACGGUAUGGCGCGCGGUGACAGUCGCUCGGGCACCUGGCAGGUGCUGCUGACCGUCUCGAUGGUCCUCAUCCCCCUGUCUGCGCACGGGAGGCACUCGCUGAUAAGGCAUCAUCAUCACCACCACAACCAAUCAUCUUUGAGCAAGGAGGCACUGAACACCAGGAUGGUGCUCAGUGACGACUCGGCUGAGCGGGACCACCUGAUUGGAGCGGGGCUCGGGGCCAAACUCCCACUCGGCUCCACCCAACAUCUCCACAAACAUGCCCACCUAGACGUUGAAGAGGAGGACUCACCUGUGGGGGACGAGCUCACGGCCGGAGGGGCGGGUCCAGACCAGCCCGGAAACCCCAUGUCCGAUGACGUCAUCACCGUCGAGUUUCACAGCCCUGCGCCUGAUAUUGUGCCCUCCGAUGUCGCUCUGGAUUGGGCCAAAGCCCCCAAAUCCCAGAAACAAAAAGGUGGAGACCUAACAGCAUGGGGGCUGUCAGACUUUUACGACUACCUGUCCCCUGAAAACGAUCUGUCGGCGCUGGGCCCGACUCCAGAACCUGAGCCCACGCCUUCCCCCCCUCCUGAAAUGGAGGACGAGAAUCCACUCCUGGCUGGUUCUUCUGCUGCCCCUGCCUCUCCUGCUUCUCCUGCUUCUCCAGCCUCUCCUGCUUCUCCUGCUUCUCCAGCUUCUCCUGCUUCUCCUGCUUCUCCUGCUUCUCCUGCAGCUCCUGCCGCUCCUGCCGCCCCUGCUGUUCCUGUCGCUCCUGCCAACAGGAGGCCUAACAUGGCCAGCGGGCCCUCCUUACCAGCUAUUCCCAUGCCCGGGACGGAGAUAGCGGAUGGGUUCGGCUUCGGCGCCAUGGGGGCCGACGGCUGCAGACUGGGCUUUGUGCGCUCUGGACCUGGGGUUUGUGUGUCUCAGUGUGACAACCAACCCAAUUUCUGCUUCAAUGGAGGAGUUUGCACUGUGGUGGCGGGAAUGGGAGCCUUCUGCAGGUGCAAUGUGCAGGACUACAUCUGGAACAAGGGCACGCGCUGCGAUUGGGCGGUCACUGAGUUCCAGGUGAUGUGUGCGGUGGUGGGCGUGGCCUCCCUGGUGGUCAUCUUCCUCUUCAUGAUCAUCGUGUUCUUUGCCAAGAGGCUGCACCGCCUCAAGAGUGAGAACAUGCGCCUUCGCAAACGCAGUAAGUACCGCCCACAGAGCAGCGAGCCUCAGACAGACGGCCUCUCCGUUUCCACAACAGCCGACGGCUCGCAGCCAAACGUAAGAAAACUGUGCGACACCCCUCCGAUCGCUCCGCAAGCUCACACUCACAACCUGGCGUACUAUGACAACAUUAUCUGUCAGGAUGAUCCUCAGAAGCAGGAAUACCCAGCCAAGCCCCCUCAAGCCAAGGAAGAGGGGUCAAUGAAUAUCCUCAACUCGCAUUCCCCCAAACGCGAGAACAACCGCCCGACCUCCGUCGCCCACGACCACGGCCGCCACACCCCUAACAACACUGAGGAGAGCGCCGAGGAUGGAGUCACUAUCGGCCUGGAAGUGCUCUUCCCCAAAGAGGCCAAGCUCCACUCAGAGACCAGCUCGCCUCUACAGUAUGACGUCUUCCUGUACAAGGUUGCCAACAACGGAGACCCUCCCAGUGCCAACUCUUACUGCUCUCAUCCAAUACCAAUACCUAAAUCGCCCAAAACACCCAAGUCGCCCAAGUCGCCCAAAUCCCCGAGGUACACCAAGGACCACCCAAACAGUAACGACAAAGCCUUGUCUGGGGGGCGAUCUUCACCUUGCCGUCACCCGUCACCCGGUCGCCACCCAUCACCCGGUCAUCACUCUGCUCCUGGUGGAUAUCCUUCCCCCACCUGCCACUUGUCUUCCCAUCACUCCCCCUCUAAGUUCAAAUGCAUGCCAACCACCUCCUCCUCCUCCUCCUCCACCACCACCCCACCUGAGUUGCGCAGGCCCAGAGGUCGGUUGCAAGGUCCUGGCUCAGAGUGCUCUGGGACCGGGAGAGAGUCCCGGAGCGGACACAUUCGUCCAUCACCCUCUACCCCUCACCUGACCCAACCUUCGCCAUCUCCAUCCAGGGUGAAGUACAGCCCGGUCAGCACCCGAUCUCUGCCGCCACUCUCUUGACCUGGCCUCCAGCCAGCCUCAUACAUUCACACACACACAAACAUCUGUCACAAACUAAUCGGCUCAGUGGCAUGUCCAUCGUGGCUCUAACUUUUUUUUAUUAGCGAUAGAUAGAUUCUCCAUCCAUCAUAUAUCUCUGCACCUUGCCUCCUCGCGUUUAUAGCCUGAGGAGUAUGUCACCUGGCCUGCUCGAAAGAACCAGAACACUACAACUCUGCAUACACCACACUCUCUAAAACUCAGACGUGGAUGCACCGAAAUACGCUCACACACACAAAAACACUGCACAAAAAACGAACCCCUACAUGUGAACAUGCUCUCCUAGCAUGGUGCCAACGUCAGCGACCGUUGAAAAUAAUGUUCAUUGAUAGGUUGAUGUCAUUAGCCUUAGUAUUAUCAAUGCUUUGUAUAAAUAUUUUGCUAUUCAAUGUGAACAAUUAUUUCAUGUUUUCACAGGCUUUUUGGUAUGUUUUUCAUGUUUAUAAUCCUCAAUAAAUAGACAAAACAA
This is a messenger RNA of Pungitius pungitius (ninespine stickleback), 2966 nucleotides long. RefSeq names its product chondroitin sulfate proteoglycan 5b (gene cspg5b). The record is from RefSeq and is a predicted model, not a curated record. Gene Ontology annotation, biological process: nervous system development; cell projection morphogenesis. The transcript has 6 exons. Gene Ontology annotation, cellular component: synapse. Lineage: Eukaryota; Metazoa; Chordata; Actinopteri; Perciformes; Gasterosteidae. Bases 338 to 2458 code for a protein of 706 amino acids.